AGAGCUCCAGUUUCCAUUAUUACCUAUGGUUCUUCUAUGGCUGCACUAGUACAUUUUCCACACGCUUCGGUCAAUCUCGGCUAAAUUGCACUUCUGGUGGUUCAAAUCACACGUUUGUUGUGCUAACGCGUAAGGAAGGAUGGCCAAUGCAGAAGAAUGGAUCCUGUCAAUUGAGCAGUACAAUACCGGUUGAGAUGAAGGAGGGAAUCCCGAACCCAACCUUGGAAAGUAUUAACUACACGAUGCUGCUGAGAAAUGGGUUCACAAUGAAUUGGACGUUGUUGACCAAGGAGAGUUGUGCCAAGUGCAGACACAGUGGAGGCCGAUGUGGCCGAUCAAAUGACAGAGAGUUUGUUUGCUAUUGCUCUGAUGGAUCCGAUUACGAAAAAUGUGGUAAAGGCCUCAGCUUACUGAAGAAAGGUGCCAUUUUUGGUUCAUUGUCUGUGGUGGGUGCUGUUGCAAUGGUUCUAGCAUAUCUUUGUAAAAAGAGAUUAUGCAAUCAGAAAUCCAUGGUCCCAUGGAGCAAGAAGAUGAAUGGUUUUCAUAAAUUUGAGGCCGUUUGCGAAAAUCAUGCUAUGCCAAUUCCGAGAAGAUAUUCUUAUGCUGAGAUCAAGAGAAUUACCAACUCAUUCAAAGAUAAGCUUGGCCAAGGAGGCUAUGGUUCUGUGUACAAAGGCAAUCUCCCAAAUGGUUGUCUUGUAGCAGUGAAGAUCCUAAGCAAAUUAAGAGGAGAUGGUGAAGAAUUCAUCAAUGAAGUAAAUAGUAUAAGUAGAACUUCCCAUGUCAACAUUGUUAAUCUGCUAGGUUUCUGCUUUCACAAAACCAAAAGGGCUCUUGUCUAUGAGUUUAUGACCAAUGGAUCUCUGGAGAAAUUCAUAUAUGAAGAGAACUAUAGCAAACUAGGUUAUUGCCACCUUGGAUGGGACACCUUGUUCCAAAUCUCCCUAGGCAUUGCUCAAGGACUUGAAUACUUGCACCAAGGUUGCAACUCGAGAAUAUUACACUUUGACAUAAAGCCGCACAACAUUCUUCUCGAUGAAAAUUAUCGCCCCAAGAUAUCUGAUUUCGGCCUUGCAAAAAUAAGCCAUCGAGAGGAGAGCACCAUCUCACUAUUUGGUGCACGAGGGACUGCGGGGUUUAUGGCCCCGGAAGUGUUUUGCAGGAACAUUGGUGGAAUAUCUCACAAAUCAGAUGUGUACAGUUUUGGGAUGACGGUGCUUGAGAUGGUCGGCAGGAGGAAAAACAUUGUGGCAGGUGUUGAUCGAACCAGCGAAGUAUACUUUCCACAUUGGAUUCACAAGCGUCUGGAACUUCAGGAAGAGCUUGAACUGCAGAAUAUUGUGAAUGAAGGAGACAGGGAGAAGGCUAGGAAGAUGAUAAUAGUGAGCUUGUGGUGCAUACAGACCAAUCCUUCAAUUAGGCCAGCAAUGACUGAGGUGGUGGAUAUGCUAAGAGGUAGUGUUGACUGCUUGCAAGUUCCUCCAAAGCCCUAUUUGUCUUCUCCAUCAAGAUCAUCACCAACCACUUCAAUGUCCAUGAUUGUGUGAAACAUAGUUUGGUGAGAACACUUUUAUAACCAAGAGCUUUAAAUUCAAUGCAAUGAGGAACUUGUAUACAGACAUCGCUAGAUAAGCGUAUUAGAAUUUUUCAGCUAUUAUUGGGGAACGUACUGAAGUUUAAGCUGACUCUUAAGUUAUAUAAUGCCAAGCCAUUAAUAGUACAAGAGCAUCUUAACAUGA
Molecule: messenger RNA, 1739 nt
Organism: Eucalyptus grandis
Lineage: Eukaryota; Viridiplantae; Streptophyta; Magnoliopsida; Myrtales; Myrtaceae
Product: LEAF RUST 10 DISEASE-RESISTANCE LOCUS RECEPTOR-LIKE PROTEIN KINASE-like 2.1
Exons: 3
Coding region: 147-1547 (466 amino acids)
Biological process (GO): protein phosphorylation
Molecular function (GO): ATP binding; protein kinase activity
Source: RefSeq, a predicted model, not a curated record